AAUUGUGAAAAAAUUUGAAGGCAUCAGCAUCACACCAGUUCAAACAUAAUGGUUUGUAAAUCCAAAUAAUUAUUGCUUUACUUUCUCAUUGGCUUUUUAAUAGAAUUAAUUUUGAAAGAAUUUUCCUACAUUCAUGAAAAUCUUAAUUGUUUCGUUAACGCACCAGUUUUCUGUGGUACUAGACUCAAAGAAUGGAUUGUUCAUAGUUCCAAGUUCUUGGAUUUUCGAUGAAGACGGUGAUGUGUUUACACAAUAUCCCCCAAAGAACGCCAUCAAUAAACAAAAGCUUGUCCAGGAUAUGAAGGAACCUGCUGAAGAUUGGAUAGUAGUGAAAGUGGAGAUUCUUAAACCCAAUAUUGGUAAUAAAAAUUUAAAUACUUAAUCGUGCUAGAUUAAAAUUUAUUGUGUAAAUUUUUUUUUUACCAGGUGAUUAUCAAUCUGCAUUGAAAUCAAUGAAAGUUCGUGAACGUUUCAACGAUACAGCAUCAGAAGUUGAAAAGGCAAAACAUAAAAGAAUUUCUAAGAAGCGCAAGACAUCAAGUAGUGAAGAAGAUUUAAAUGGAUUGUUUAAUACAAUAAACCAGAAACAAACGGCAAAUAAGAAAUCUAGAUUGCAAAAGGUCACCGCAUUGAAUACAAAUUCACAAACAACAACAGUAAAAACUUCUAGUGCUUCGAUUAUGAGAAAGGACACGCAAAGGAAAAUUAAGCAGAGUUCAAGUUUGUCGCUGAAAACGAUUCCUGUGUCACAAAAUACCUCAAACCUGAAGAGCUCAUCACAAUUGACUCGGUUAAUGAGUAAGAAAUCACAAGUAGUUGCUAGUGUUUCGAAUACAAGUGAAAUUGGUGACAGCGAUUUAGAUGAGGAAAAUGAGAAGUCACUGAAAAAUACAGUAAUUACGCCAGAACUGUUGAAUGAUAGCAAUAUGUCUUCACCAGUACAGUUUCGCGAGCAUUUUUUUGGGAACAGCAAUUUUAAUGAGUUUUCCAAUGAGUUAUCAUCAACACGUGUUAAUCAAGAACAGUAUGGGAUUGAAAGCCGUUUGCAGAAACUAGAAGAUAAAAUGGAAAUUUUGCUUUCAAAUCAGGAAUUAAUUUUUUCUAACCAGAAAUCCAUAAUGGAGCAUUUGGAAGCACUUGGAAGCUCAAUUGGAGGGAAUCGAGACCGUUCGUCAUCAAAUAAUUCAAGUGUUGAUAUUUCAAGCAUUGCUCCUAUAAAAGAUCGUGAUAGCUUCUUGAGUGUGGAGAAAAUGCUGGCAGCACAUCGUAAGCAACCUACUGCUGAUAAAGAUUUUUCAAAGAAAAGGUCCGCAAUGGUCAACUAUUAUAAAAGCCAUAUUCGUCCAAUCGGAAGUGCUGCUCCAAAGAACAGUUUAAUGCUUUCUUUGUUAGAGAUGUAUUUUGAAAGUAAUUUCAUUGAUAAUUUGUGUUGGACAGACACUGUAGGAUGUGUGUGUUUUAAUAAAUGUGAAGGCCAUUUUGAUUUAUUCUUUGACAUCAUAGAAGCUCAUACACCUGGCACGUAUAGUUCAUUAGGUUACUCGUCAACUGCUGUUAAAAUAUACUUGCAUAGACGUCGUGAAAAACAAGCGAAAAAAGCAAAAGAAAUUAAUCGUCAGUCCCAACCAAACAUUGAAUAUGAAGAUAAUGAUUAAUCAAAAAUAUCACAAAAAGUUGUUUUAGCUGAAAUAAUAUACAACUCCCUCCAUCACAAUCGUAAGAUGUUCAGUUUAUCCAUUUAAUUAACCUUUAAUUUUCAUUCCUUACAUUGUUAAAAAGAUUAUGUUUUACUAUGACAAAUAUAAAAAUUAUAAAAAUAAAAUCACUCAAUUCUAUUUAUUUAAGAUAUUUUAUUUUUCAGCCCAUAUCAAGCAUAUUUCAUGAUUUUUUAUCGUCACUGAACUGUUAACGUGCCGUCGUUAUUCCGUCAUAAUCUCGUCAAAAGACCAUCAUGCGGUCGUCAUAUGACGUUAUCGUAUGAUCGUCGAAUGACGAUUUUUUUGUCAAAUGACGGUCAUAUGGCGUUGUAAAUACAAUCAAAACGACGUCGCGAUGACGUCUUAUCGUCAUAUGACGAUCAUAUGAUCGUCAUUCAUGACGUCUUUGUGACCAUGACGAUCGUCAUAUGACCGUCAUAUGA
Messenger RNA from Chironomus riparius, 2140 nucleotides. The record is from the annotation of a GenBank genome assembly. Lineage: Eukaryota; Metazoa; Arthropoda; Insecta; Diptera; Chironomidae.